AUGCUUUUCAAUUUAUCGUUACCGGAAGUGAAUGAAGAACGAAUGGAACGACUGGAUUCAUUAAUAGAAGUGGUUAAGGAACGGACAGCGUCGCCGAAUAUAGCUGCUCAAGAAGCGAAUGCUGAACAAAAAUUACGGAAUCCUGUACCUCCAAAAAAAAUAUGGAUGAAAAGACAUAUAAUGGAUCAGACGGAUGAAAAGCUGAGUGGUUAUUCGGAAUGCAGCAAAACCUUCCUGCAAACAUCCGAUUUGCAAAAAAAUUUGAUAAAUCGUACCCGCGAAAAGCCAUACAAUUGUUCAGAAUGUGGAAAACGUUUCAUUUCUUCAUCAAAUUUGAAAAUUCAUAUGUUGACCCAUACGGGUGUAAAGCCGCACGGUUGUACAAAAUGCAAAAAAAAUUUCUCUCAAUUAUCGAAUUUGGAAAGACAUAUGAGGAUUCAUACCGGUGAAAAGCCGCACAAUUGUUCAGAAUGUGGAAAACGCUUCUAUCGUUUAUCGACUUUUAAAGUACAUAUGAGGAUACAUACCGGUGAAAAGCCGUACAAUUGUUCAGAAUGCGGAAAAUGUUUUUCUAAUUCAUCGGAUUUUAAAAAACAUAUACGGAUUCAUACCGGUGAAAAGCCGCACGGUUGUUCCGUAUGCGAGAAAAGAUUUUCUCGGAAAAGCGUUUUGAACAAGCACAUGAAAACUCAUCGCAAAGAGAAUUCCUCAUCCAAUUGGAUUGUACGCAACCAAAGCAAUUCAUUAUGA
Cercopithifilaria johnstoni is the source of this 750-nucleotide messenger RNA. Lineage: Eukaryota; Metazoa; Nematoda; Chromadorea; Rhabditida; Onchocercidae. The record is from the annotation of a GenBank genome assembly.